Messenger RNA from Exserohilum turcica Et28A, 2316 nucleotides. RefSeq lists its product as uncharacterized. The transcript is spliced from 5 exons. The record is from RefSeq and is a predicted model, not a curated record. Bases 1 to 2316 code for a protein of 771 amino acids. NCBI's taxonomy places the organism in Eukaryota, Fungi, Ascomycota, Dothideomycetes, Pleosporales, Pleosporaceae. Gene Ontology annotation, molecular function: 5'-flap endonuclease activity.
AUGGGGGUCACCGCCUUGUGGGACACAAUCCGGCGACAUGAGCAGAGCGUUCCACUUGCCCAGCUCGCUGAAGAUCAUCACCGGCGCUAUGGCAGACCACUUCGAAUCGCCGUCGACGAGGCGGAUUGGCGCUUCAACAACCUGACGGCCCAGCAGGUCUAUAUAAUCCGCGAGACCUCGAAGGAUCCCGUAUUCCAAGGCAUCGAGAGAGCCAUGGGCCAGGGAAAGAUCAAUUAUGAGGAGAGACGCCUGCUGCAGGAAAUGCUCAGGUAUUUCGGCAUACCGUACCACGAGGCCCCUGGCGAAGCAGAGGCAGAAUGUGCGCGCAUACAGGUGCUUGGCUUGGUCGACGCCGUCUGGUCGCAAGACUCUGAUUGCCUGCUAUUCGGCUGUACCCUCUGGCUGUAUGAUCACCGCGUUGCCAAAGACAAACACAUAGCAGAUCGCUCCAAAGAAAAUACCAAGAAGCAGGGCAAGUACGCAAAUAUGGUGCGGGCAAGCGACUUGAAGCAACGUCAUGGCCUAGAUCGCGAAGGUUAUGUACUGUUUGCCAUGCUCGUUGGUGGAGACUACGACGAGAGAGGUCUGCCGCAGUGUGGACCCGGUAUAGCCCUGCAGGCUGUCCGGCGCGGGCUUGGAAAGAGUCUCUGUGCGUGUCGAGACCAACGAGAGUGUGAUCUCUGGAGUGAAGAGUUGGCCGCGUUCCUGCACAGUACCCCACGCGGGCGAGCCAUCCCUGUACCCCCGCUGUUCCCAGACUACAAAAUCCUGAAAAAGUACUACAGCCCGAAAGUCACCAGUGACGUGGAAUUGCUGGAGAGAUCAAUGCUCAGCCCGGAUUACACUCGCCCUAUUUCCGAGCAUGAGCUUCUGCAGCUUACAAGCGAGCGCUUCAACAUCUGGGGGAGAUUGUAUAUGAAUUGGGUCGGACCGGUCCUUCUAACGCGCAAUCUUAUAGCAAGGGACUCGACUUUGCCCAAGGAAGUGGUGCAUGGCAUUCGGCUCACUAAACAGCGAACAAAGAAGGCGACAGACAUACCGCCGACGCGCACCUUUGAGCGGAAACUCACAUUCUCGCCCUUUGGCGUAACAAAUCUAUGCCGAGAUGACUUUGAAGGGUCAGAACUGGGACACUGGAAUGGAGAUAAAGAGACGCUCUUUGACGAGGGGUAUCGCGUCGAGUGUGAGAUACCAGAAUACUGGCUUCGUAAGGUUCUUCCGGUCGACGUUCUAGAUCCGCCUCCUACAACACCCAAGUCAGCUUCCAAGCGCAAGCGCCGAGCGGAUGAUACAGAGGACGAUGUUGAGAUGUCGAGCAGCAAACGGAAACGCACGACUCCGUCAAAGAGUUCCGGGCGAUCUGCACUUGAACCAGGAGUACUGUCUCAGCCGUCCAAGUCUCCCAGCUCUACAAGGCUUACAACCGUCAUUGAGCUAUCUGACUCGGAAGACGAAAUACACCACCAAGACUCUUCAGCCCCCUCUCCACGAAGACCAUCGCCUUUUGCUACCACCGACUCUAUGACUGGCCCUAGAUUCCCCACUGCAUAUGACCCAGGGCCCCCUGGCCUCUCAAUAGACGGCGAGGAAAUAGGAGAAGAAGAGUACGAAGACAUUCAACUCGCCAUACGUCUCAGUAUGCAAGAUCAAACCGACAGUCCAAUGCCCCCAUCAACCAAAGGCAAAUAUGACGAUAUUUUCGCAAUGCGGGAAUCAGGACGAAAUAUCCAGGGAUCGCCAGUGCCGGCUUGGGAAUUCGAUCCUUCAACAGUUCCUACCUCGUCGUCGAGAGGCCCUCGAGUUCCAAGACUGGGAGUAACAAGUACACAGUCUACCGGGAAUGGCUCUCGAGGAACUCACGCAAAUGCCAGUAGAGUUGAUUCUGUUGAAACGCCGAGUCGACAACUGCCUGCUGCACACGGUGAUAUAGCCGCAGAUUCUGGCGUGCUGGUUGCACAGGGUCAUACUUUUGUUGGUCAAGAAGUAGAGGCUUCUGCCCCUGCUGAACCUUCUCUUGCUGAGAUUCGAGCUGCGCGACUUCGGCGGUUCGCUGUACUUUCUGUUCCUACACCUCCUGUUCCUGCGUCUUCUAUCCCGGCGUCUUCUAUCCCGGCAUCUUCUGUCCCUCCACCUUCUGUCCCUCCACCUUCUGUCCCUCCACCUUCUGUCCCUCCACCUUCUGUCCCUCCACCUUCUGUCCCUGAUGCCAAGAACGCAAGUAACUCGGCUCCCUCGUCCACCCCCACAACUGUUCAUCAUGAAAUCAUUCGCGGCGUUGCAGUCGAGGUUGAAUGUAUCGAUUUGACAGAUGAUUGA